This is a messenger RNA of Anoplopoma fimbria (sablefish), 1988 nucleotides long. It is a transcript of the gene arl9, whose product is annotated as ADP-ribosylation factor-like 9. NCBI's taxonomy places the organism in Eukaryota, Metazoa, Chordata, Actinopteri, Perciformes, Anoplopomatidae. Gene Ontology annotation, molecular function: GTPase activity; GTP binding. The record is from RefSeq and is a predicted model, not a curated record.
CACAAACAAGCUUCACCAAAAGUACAACAAUGGACGGAUAAAGACAGCGACAGUUCGGGAGAACACACAGCCGGAGAUCUAGCGCCAUGCUCGGGCUGAGAGAGGCGGGAGUGCUCGGCGCCUCCGUGGCUCUGGCGGGAGGAGUCGCUUAUUUUAUCUGGAACUACACCUCCUCCUCCUCCUCCUCCGGGGAGAAGACACAAACACGGCCGGAGAAAGAGGCUAAAAGUGCCGCAGAGGAGAGGAGACGGGAGGCGGUGGUUCCGGAUGUUGCUGCUGCUGAACGCCAGAAAGCGUCGGAGUCUAAACCAGCAGGGACACAGGUGCUGGUUCUGGGUCUAUACGGAGCCGGUAAGUCCAGCCUGCUGAACUGUUUGGCCACCGGGUGUCUGGAGCAGGACAUGCAGCCGACGCAGGGCUUCAACGCCGUCUCCAUCAACAGGGAGGACCUGCGCAUCGAGUUCCUAGAAAUUGGAGGUAAAGAGGAGCUCCGGCAGUACUGGCAGAGGUACAUGUCCAAGGCUCUGCUGCUGGUGUUCGUGGUCGACUCCUCCUGCCCGGAGCUUUUCCCCGUCGCUAAGAAGCAUUUACACGAGCUGCUGGCCUCCGAGCCCAGCCUGCCUUUGAUGGUUCUGGCCAACAAACAGGACCUCUCAGGAGCUUGCGGCAUCACCGACCUCCACGACGCUCUGUCUCUGUCCGAGAUCGGAGACCGCCGGUUGUUCCUCAUCGGCACCCACGUGAAGAGGGGCGAGAUCGAGCUCGGCUCCGGCCUCCAGGACGCCCGGGACCUGAUCACCCAGAUGGUCUGUGACGGCAGAUAAGACACAGAAUAAAAUAAAAUCUACAGGUUCUCUGCACCUUUUUCGCUAAGAUGUUUUCACCAACACUAGGUCGGCUAAAAACUCUUAUUUAUUCAUGAGAAAAUUUGAAUGUAUUCGUUGUUUUGUUUUGGUAGAUUUGGUAUCAUAAAAACGAAUAGAUUCUGGAUUUAAAAGUGUAAAACUAUUUUCUUGUUACCAAAAGUAGUUGUUCAUUUAAGCUGUGGGCCUAAAGGACACUUGAACUGUGUUUAGAUAAUAUCUUCACCAAAGAUUUAUUUUCAUCCAAGAAGGCGGUGAUGAGUCUCAUCAAUAGAGACAUGAAUGUUUCACUUUACAAGAAUCACAGUGGGUUUAAAUUCACUCAGGAGAAACAUCUGUGUAGCUGCUGGGUGCAGCUUUAUCACCAGCGAUGAGCUAACAGUCUGUUAGCUCUAUAUAUAUCUAGUUUUUGAGGUACUGUUAGCAGUUAUUAUUCUUAUUUGGACUGUGCCAUGAUGUUUACAUGAUCCACAGGAUAUUUAAUACCUCGACAUAAAGACUGUUGGGCAAGAUUUAAUAUCAAAUAGUACAAAAAUUAGCCUCCCAUACCUAGUGAUAAAGAUACAAAUAUAAAGCUUGCUGUUUUUAGGUCAGUGAUGGUACGUGACAGGUUUUCUUGGUAUUCACCUUUAAAUAAUUUAAAACUGUUACCUCGUUCUGCCAUGUGGGGCCGCCAACAUGCUAACUUCACUAUUACCGCUUUAAGAAACUAAGAACUUGUUGAGCUUUCUGAUGUGCCGUUAAUAUUGAAACUGAAAAACUUCAACAGGACACCACAGCUAUUAAAAGUCUAAAUAAAACAGUUGUUGAGUGGAGCAGAUUAUGUGGAUGCUGAGGGCUGUUUGCUCUAAAAAAUCAGCAGUUUUUUCGGCAUUUUAUUAUUGAAUAAACACAUCUAGUCAACAAACUUACGAACUUAAACACUACCAAAUCAUUUUGAUAAGCUUUAAAAAUAUUAUUGCUUUUGUGACAUGUUCAUUUAAAGGGAUUUUGCUUAAAAAGAGAAACUCUUGAAACUUAAACCAUUUUCUAGAUGUAUUUAGUUUCUUCGCUGUUUUUGAGAGAGAUGCUCUCAGCAGCUUGUUCCUUGUUAUUUCGUCUUAAUAAAGUUUGAUUUGUUGUAAA